AUGGUGACUCGAUGUCUGACGAAUCAAUGGACGAUGACGCAGAUUCGGCACAUGCACAGAUUUACGGUUGGGCUCUUCGUGGAGCCUAGGAGAAUACCUUAG
Molecule: messenger RNA, 102 nt
Organism: Blumeria graminis f. sp. triticale
Lineage: Eukaryota; Fungi; Ascomycota; Leotiomycetes; Helotiales; Erysiphaceae
Source: the annotation of a GenBank genome assembly